Molecule: messenger RNA, 4291 nt
Organism: Apodemus sylvaticus (European woodmouse)
Lineage: Eukaryota; Metazoa; Chordata; Mammalia; Rodentia; Muridae
Gene: Fmnl3
Product: formin like 3
Biological process (GO): cortical actin cytoskeleton organization; regulation of cell shape; cell migration
Cellular component (GO): cytosol
Molecular function (GO): small GTPase binding; actin filament binding
Source: RefSeq, a predicted model, not a curated record
UAAGGCGCGCUUCAGCGCGUCGAGCGCUCCGCCGCCCGCCGAACUGCGAGGCGCCCCCUGAGGGGCGGAGGAAUCGGGCCUGGGGAGCGGGCGCUGAGGGAGGAGCCAGGUCGGAGCGGCGGAGGGCCCUGGCGAGGAGGUGGAGGGCUGAGGCCCGGAGGAGGCCCCGCCGCGAUGGGCAACCUGGAGAGCACCGACGGUGGCCCGGGCGAGCCGCCCUCCGUCCCGCUGCUGCUGCCGCCCGGCAAGACGCCGAUGCCCGAGCCGUGCGAGCUGGAAGAGAGAUUCGCCCUAGUGUUGAGCUCUAUGAACCUGCCUCCUGACAAGGCCCGGCUGCUGCGACAAUAUGACAACGAGAAGAAGUGGGAUCUGAUCUGUGACCAGGAAAGAUUUCAAGUGAAGAAUCCUCCCCACACCUACAUCCAGAAACUCCAGAGCUUCUUGGACCCCAGUGUAACACGGAAGAAGUUCAGGAGGAGAGUGCAGGAGUCGACCAAAGUCCUCAGGGAGCUGGAGAUCUCCCUUCGCACCAAUCACAUUGGGUGGGUGAGGGAGUUUCUCAAUGAAGAGAACAAAGGCCUGGACGUGCUGGUGGACUACCUGUCAUUUGCCCAGUGUUCUGUCAUGUUUGACUUUGAGGGUCUGGAGAGUGGUGAUGACGGUGCAUUUGACAAGCUCCGGUCCUGGAGCAGGUCAAUCGAGGACCUGCAACCACCCAGCGCCCUGUCGGCCCCCUUCACCAACAGCCUCGCUCGCUCUGCGCGCCAGUCCGUGCUCCGGUACAGUACUCUCCCUGGCCGCAGGGCCCUAAAGAACUCCCGCCUGGUGAGCCAGAAGGAUGAUGUCCAUGUGUGCAUCCUUUGUCUCAGAGCCAUCAUGAACUAUCAGUAUGGCUUCAACUUGGUCAUGUCCCACCCCCAUGCUGUCAAUGAGAUUGCACUCAGCCUCAAUAACAAGAAUCCAAGGACCAAAGCCCUGGUCUUGGAGCUGCUGGCCGCUGUGUGCUUGGUGCGGGGAGGUCAUGAAAUCAUCCUUGCUGCCUUUGACAAUUUCAAAGAGGUGUGCAAAGAACUGCAUCGGUUUGAGAAGCUAAUGGAGUAUUUCCGGAAUGAAGACAGCAACAUUGACUUCAUGGUGGCCUGCAUGCAGUUCAUCAACAUUGUGGUGCACUCGGUAGAGGACAUGAACUUCCGGGUCCACCUGCAGUAUGAGUUUACCAAGUUGGGGCUGGAAGAAUUCCUGCAGAAAUCAAGGCACACGGAGAGCGAGAAGUUACAGGUGCAGAUCCAAGCAUAUCUGGACAAUGUGUUUGACGUGGGAGGCUUGUUGGAGGAUGCGGAAACCAAGAAUGUAGCCCUGGAAAAGGUGGAAGAACUGGAGGAGCAUGUGUCCCAUCUCACAGAGAAGCUUCUGGACCUGGAGAAUGAGAAUAUGAUGCGGGUGGCAGAACUGGAGAAGCAGCUGCUACAGCGGGAAAAGGAGCUGGAGAACAUCAAGGAGACCUAUGAGAACACAAGCAAUCAGGUGCAUACUCUUCGGAGGCUCAUUAAGGAAAAGGAGGAGGCCUUUCAGCGCCGAUGCCACCUGGAGCCAAGUGCCCGGGGCCUGGAAUCCAUGGGUGGUAGCGAAGCCCUAGCCCGGGUAGGCCCUACAGAGUUGACUGAAGGCAUGCCACCCUCUGACCUGGACCUGCUGGCUCCAGCCCCACCUACUGAGGAGACUGUUCCUCUGCCUUCUCCACCAGCUCCACCUUUGCCCCCGCCCCCUCCUCCACUACCAGACAAGUGUCCCCCUGCCCCACCUCUCCCUGGUGCUGCUCCUUCUGUGGUGCUGACAGUGGGCCUGUCAGCCAUUCGCAUCAAGAAACCUAUCAAGACCAAGUUCCGGCUGCCAGUCUUCAACUGGACAGCACUGAAACCCAAUCAGAUCAAUGGCACUGUCUUCAGUGAACUUGAUGAUGAGAAGAUUUUGGAGGACUUAGACCUGGACAAGUUUGAAGAGUUAUUUAAGACAAAAGCCCAGGGUCCUGCUCUUGACCUCAUCUGCUCCAAGAAUAAGACAGCACAAAAGGCUGCCAGCAAGGUGACCCUUUUGGAAGCCAAUCGUGCCAAGAACCUGGCUAUCACCCUUCGGAAGGCUGGGCGCUCAGCUGAGGAGAUCUGCAGGGCCAUCCACACGUUUGACUUACAGACACUACCUGUAGACUUCGUGGAGUGCCUGAUGCGCUUCCUGCCUACAGAGGCAGAGGUGAAACUGCUGCGGCAGUAUGAGCGUGAGCGGCAGCCGCUAGAGGAGCUGGCCGCUGAGGACCGCUUCAUGUUGCUCUUCAGCAAGGUGGAACGGCUGACCCAGCGGAUGGCUGGCAUGGCCUUUCUCGGCAACUUUCAGGACAAUCUGCAGAUGCUCACACCGCAACUGAAUGCCAUCAUUGCAGCCUCUGCCUCUGUCAAGUCCUCACAGAAACUGAAGCAGAUGCUGGAGAUCAUACUUGCAUUGGGGAACUAUAUGAACAGCAGCAAGCGAGGUGCUGUCUACGGCUUCAAGCUCCAGAGCCUGGACCUGCUGCUGGACACCAAGUCCACUGACCGGAAGAUGACACUGCUGCACUUCAUUGCCUUGACGGUGAAGGAGAAAUACCCGGAACUGGCUAACUUCUGGCAUGAGCUGCACUUUGUGGAGAAGGCUGCAGCAGUGUCCCUGGAGAACGUGCUGCUAGACGUGAAAGAGCUGGGCCGGGGAAUGGAGCUGAUUCGGCGGGAAUGCAGCAUCCAUGACAACAGCGUUCUUCGGAACUUCCUUAGUACCAAUGAAGGCAAACUGGACAAGCUCCAGCGUGAUGCCAAGACUGCUGAGGAAGCCUACAAUGCAGUUGUGCGCUACUUUGGUGAGAGUCCCAAGACCACACCUCCUUCUGUGUUUUUCCCAGUAUUUGUCCGAUUCAUUCGUUCUUACAAGGAAGCAGAACAAGAGAAUGAAGCUCGUAAGAAACAAGAGGAGGUGAUGCGGGAGAAGCAGCUGGCUCAGGAAGCCAAGAAGCUGGAUGCCAAGACUCCAUCCCAGCGGAACAAAUGGCAACAGCAGGAGCUAAUUGCAGAGCUGAGGCGGCGCCAAGCUAAGGAACACCGGCCUGUUUACGAGGGGAAGGAUGGUACCAUUGAGGACAUCAUCACAGGCUUCCAUCACCAACCCAUGGUCGUUCACAGCCAAGAGGAGUGCCAUACCACCCAGUGGCCCUCCUCGGGCUCCAGGUCCCCAUUGAGAUCCUCCCGGAGGCAGAAGUACUUUAAUACUCAAGAGUCCUGCAGAUCUGGACAGUGGACCCAGGGCUCAGCAGAAGGCUGUGCUGUUCCAACUGCAGUUGCUCCAGCUCUGAGGCUGGCUCGUCCCUGUGCCACUGUGGGCACUAGGUCUGUAGGAGCCUGGCAUUUCCCUAGUACCCCCAUAGUGCACUUUGCCCCCACUUCAUUUCCUGAAGGGUCAAUUCAGGGCUGAGAAAAACCACUUCCAGCUUCAGCUCAUGAGGGUACACAGCCCCUCUUCCUAGGGUCUAGUGGGAUAAAAGGAGGAGGAUCCAUGAAGAAAUACAGGUUCAUUCCUUCCUGCCCCCUUUUGCAGUCCCACAGUCAGCUCUGGUUUUGAGGGUAUCCAGACUAACGGAUCCCUGGACCCUGCCAGGAUUGGAUGGUGUCAGAGUGAAGCCCACUCUGCUGAGCCCUAGUAAAAGGGGAAGAGGAGCAGCAUUGGGCCCACUGGCCUUCUUGCGUGUGCUGCCGAGUCUCCUGGGUUUUGUUGUUGUUCUGCUCUCCUAGACCCGUGGUCCCGCCCACCCUGGCAUCCAGUUGCUUCUUGCAGGAGUAUCUUGCUCCACUUCCUUAAAACCAAAGGCUGUGGGGGAGACUUGGCUUUCAACAGUGCAAAGGGAAGGGCUAACGCUUAACAUGGAGAGUGGGUGGCAGUGGGAGCAGCUGACCCCUGGUGGCCACCCUCUAGAUGGGCACUUCCUGCUCCAAACAAUGAAAGGAAGGGCCUGGACCCCACCCUGCUACUGUCUUCCCACUGACUGAAGAGGCACUGUCUGUACCAGCUCCAAGAUUGCUAGAGGAAGGAUGUGCCGGCAGUCUCACCUUUCCUCAGCUAGGUGGAUCCUGGCCCAGGAACAGGCAACAGAGGAUCUUCACAGACUGUCUGCUCAAUUCCCUACUGGACUCUGACUGGAAGGGAAUGCAGGGCACUUUGUUUUGUACAUGUACCAUUUCCUUUCUUGUACAUAAACCCCAGACCUCUCAACAAA